Closterium sp. Naga37s-1 is the source of this 1314-nucleotide messenger RNA. Lineage: Eukaryota; Viridiplantae; Streptophyta; Zygnematophyceae; Desmidiales; Closteriaceae. The record is from the annotation of a GenBank genome assembly.
AUGUGCCCUGUGUCCCGUUGCCUCAUGUGUUGUGCCCCAUGUCCCCAUGCUCUGAGUCUAUCCCCCCAUGCCGUGGUCGUCACUGUGCCCGUCACAGGAGCACCUUGGCCGGGACUUCUGCACGGAGUACGAGCGCACCAAGUGGGCGGCGGACAGAGAGGGGUGGUGAAUGGUGGUGGGAGACGCAAGCAGAGGGUAAAAACCCGCAAAGCAUGCCUCAUCCCCUCCGCCCCUCUCAGGAGCACACGGGGCGGGACUUCUGCACGGAGUACGAGCGCACCAAGUGGGCGGCGGACAGAGAGGGGUGGUGAAUGGUGGUGGGAGACGCAAGCAGAGGGUAAAAACCCGCAAAGCAUGCCUCAUCCCCUCCGCCCCUCUCAGGAGCACACGGGGCGGGACUUCUGCACGGAGUACGAGCGCACCAAGUGGGCGGCGGACAGAGAGAGACGAUGGGUGGAGCACACGGGGCGGGACUUCUGCACGGAGUACGAGCGCACCAAGUGGGCGGCGGACAAGGUGGCGAGGCGGGCGGUGGAGAGCGAGGGGCUGGACGUGGUGCUCGUGUAUCCGUGCGUCAUCUACGGACCGGGCAGGAUCAGCGCCUCUAACCUCGUCGUCAAGAUGAUCGCGGACCACUUCCAGGGGCGGCUACCGGGGCUGGUGGGCAGCGGCACGCGGCUCAACAACUUCGUGCACGUCAACGACGUCGUGCUCGGCCUGCUCGCCGCCCACCACCGCGGCACGCCCGGGCGGCGCUACAUCCUGGGCGGCGAGAACGCGUCCAUGGUGCAGCUGUUCCAGGCCGUGCAGCGCGCCACAGGGAAACCCCCCCCGCGGCUGCGCCUGCCGCUGUGGCUGGUGGCGGUGCUGGGCCUGUGCCCACUGCUGCUGCUCUCGCUGGUCUUUCCACAACUGGGCCGACAAGGGCCGCCCACCGCUCUCUUUCUGCCUUUCAUGCCUGCUCACUCUCUUCAACGUGCCUCUCCUCUUUCCGACCAUCCCCUCUCCUCUUUCCGACCAUCCCCUCUCCCCCUCUCCAAUCACCAGUCAGUGCGGGCGUUCAACCACGACAGGGCGUACAGUAGCGAACAGCCCGACUCACCCCUCCAUGCCUGUAAUCCCUCUCUCCCCCUUGUCUCUCCCCCUCCCUCCCCCAACCGCCAGUCAGUGCGGGCGUUCAACCACGACUGGGCGUACAGCAGCGAGCAGGCACAGCAGGACCUCGAGUACUCGCCGCUCUCCCUGGAGGAGGGCCUUCGAGACACCCUCACGUGGAUGCGUGCUGUGGGGGCUGUCACGUACAUGCUAAGCUAA